UCUUAACGUUCCGGUCCCCAUGCAUCUGUUUUGAUUGGUGAUCAAUCGGAGCACAGCACUGCAGUGCUGCUAGAGUCAAUCUCAGUAGCAUUGCUCGAUUCUAGGCACUGAUGACAAUGUCAACGCAUUGAGCCUAAUCAUGGAGGAAGCCGUGCCUUUUAGCAUCGUAUCCACCGUCAAAGCGUUGAGCGGCGCGUUGCGGAGAGACGCUGAACAUGACGCCGAGAUCAGCCGCGAGCGAGAAAAGCUCUGGUUCAAGGAGAGCAGCGCCAAAAACCUGAGAAAUCGUGACUUCUUGUCACCCAACACGGUUUUGACGACGCUGUACGCAGGUGGAGAGGUUCCCUCUGAUGUUCUCAGUGGUAUUCGCUCUCUUCGUGGCAGCGGUGUAUUGCCGAUGGGAGCCACUGAGGUGACAGCAGAAGGGCUGCGUGUUUGUGUGGAUCGCUGUGCAGCCUUCAAAGGUGUUUUAUGUGGAAUAACACCAUAUCUGAGACCUGCUGCUCAGAGACAGGGCUGUGUCCUCAUCAACUGCCCUGCCCUCCACACCAAACAAACCGUGCCGUCUCCCGAUACGCUAGCUCUGGGGCAGCUACGGACCGUUCUCAUUGCCGACCACCUCGGGGCACAGCUCAGAAGACAAGGGUACACUGUGUCCUUUUGUCCAGCAUUGCCACAGGACAGUGACAUUGUCAACUUUCUGAAAACACUAGGCAUUGAUUGGCCAACAGUCCCUGUCAGUUGGACCAAUGAGGACAGGGAGGAGAAGAUGAAAAAAGCUUUAGAGACCUCAACCUACAGAGACAGAGAGAUGGAGAGAGGGAAAAGGAGAAGCAGAGGAGAGGAAAUAGAGGGAGAGAAAAGAGGGAUAAAAGAGGAAGUUAGGAUAAACCUUAAACAAGUGCUACAGGACGAGAACCUUCAGGGAUAUGAUCCCAGUCUUGGCACUUGCACAGUGCAGAGAGAAGCUUUGUGUCAUCUGGCUCAGCUGGACAGCGCUACUGCAGAUUUCUCUGUCUCUACGGCAACAGCCCUGCAUGUCACUUCCUGUCAGGAUGAGUUUCGUCAGCAGCAGACAGCCAUGUUGUGGAGAGCAGCGGGUGCAACAGCAGUCCAGAGAUUGGUGAUUUGUGGUCCUGUUAAAACUCCUGGCAUUCAAAUGAAUGCAGCUCAGUAUCUUCAGUUAAGAAAAGCUCAAAUGAAAGAGGCCUCAGAAAUGAAGUAUGGAGACCAAGUUGAAGGUCAGACAUGGGAUGACAUCAUUAGAGUCAUGACCUCAGCCACAGUGAGGUUUGAACUGCUAUCCACAGUGCACACAAGUCCAGUGACCUUAGAUGUUCAGCGGGACAGUGGUGUGUCCACAAAGGGCCCCAGGGGUGGAGUCUUUGUCAUGUAUAACUGUGCUCGUCUUCACACACUUUUCAGCAGCUAUGAGAAAGGAGUGGAACAAGGUCUUUAUCCAGAAAUCCCUGGAGGCACAGAACUGGACUUUUCUUCCCUAAAAGAGGAGGGGGAGUGGCUUCUUCUCUUCAAUUACCUCAUUCCGUUCUCUGAGUUGCUGGACCAAUCUGGACAGAUCCUGGAGCAUGAAGGCGGCACAGCCAGAGUUAAUUUAAGGACUGAACAGGUGUGCAGAUUCUUGGUGUCUCUCAGUAAAGAUUUUAGCUCCUACUACAACAGAGUUCACGUCCUUGGGGAGCCCCUGCCUCAUCUUUUUAAUCAGAUGUUUUGUCGUUUAUUGUUGCUGAGAGCAUUAAGAGAACUUUACCACAGCGCCCUGGACUCCCUUAACCUUCCCCCAAUUCCCCAACUAUAGCAUCUCCACUGCAGACAUUACACACUAACAGCCACAAACUCUCUCCCUUAACAGCCAGCACUCUUUCAUUUUCUCAGUUAUUACACCUUAGAUACCGUCCUCACAGCCAUAAUUGCCUGACCAUCUUGUCCGAAUAGUCCAAUAUUCCUCUUGUCCUUAAAAAAAGACUGUUUUACCAUUAAUAGCCAUAAACAAGGCAGGACAGACCGCAAUAAAUCUGUCACUGUUCGUCCUUUCAUCCAGUAAUACUUAGUUUGAAAAUUCUCCCCCAAAAAUGUCAACAGAAGACGCUUCCUAUUACAGUGAAAUUAUUCUCCUGCACCAUAUUCUUAGAACCCUGCAUGAAUAUGUAUUUAUGUCAUAAUGUUUAAUUGGUGUAAGUGCCCAGCUCUGUUUGUUCAACUCUGAGCACGUUUACAGUGCAGCACAGUUGUUCUCAAAGUCUGAUAGAUAAACACACAAUAAAAUAUCUGUCCCGCAGUGUUUCUGAUUAAGAAUCAUCAGUGGGGUUGGCGAUCAUUUGGCAUUCUUGAAAUGUCAUGAACUGUGAUGCUACUUCCUUUAAUAUUAAAAUAGUCUUAUCUGUACCAAAUAUAAAGUCUUAAUUCUCAAGAUUCCCUCAGUGUCCUUCGCUGUUUAUGCCACUGUAAGUGUACAGGUGUAGUGCUGAGAUUCCUCGUGUGCCAUACAGAGUUGGAGUUUUCACAGAUCUGUGCCAUACGCCACACAGUAUUCAAAGUCCUGAGUGUAAUAAACACAUUCAGAGUGACUGUGUAAUAUUCUCACACUUCAGAGUUUUGUUAGUGGUGAUUUCACUCAAUGUAUUUACAAAACAGCAACCCGCAGAGACUUCAGAAUUAAAAGAGUGUCUGCCUCAA
This is a messenger RNA of Labeo rohita (rohu), 2694 nucleotides long. RefSeq names its product DALR anticodon binding domain containing 3 (gene dalrd3). The record is from RefSeq and is a predicted model, not a curated record. The transcript has 13 exons. Lineage: Eukaryota; Metazoa; Chordata; Actinopteri; Cypriniformes; Cyprinidae. The coding region runs from base 140 to 1816 and encodes 558 amino acids. Gene Ontology annotation, biological process: arginyl-tRNA aminoacylation; tRNA C3-cytosine methylation. Gene Ontology annotation, molecular function: tRNA binding; ATP binding; arginine-tRNA ligase activity.